Penicillium riverlandense is the source of this 411-nucleotide messenger RNA. RefSeq lists its product as uncharacterized. The transcript is spliced from 2 exons. The record is from RefSeq and is a predicted model, not a curated record. Lineage: Eukaryota; Fungi; Ascomycota; Eurotiomycetes; Eurotiales; Aspergillaceae. The coding region runs from base 1 to 411 and encodes 136 amino acids.
AUGUACCAAGCUACCCUCGUCAAGCGCGGUGUGGGCUCGCCACUAGUCAUGUCCUUUUGCGGCUCAUUGUCACGGACACUAAUAGCUGCGCUGGCCACGAUCAGCAGUAGAUCCAUGCUGUCCCUGAGAACCAGGAACCUGGCGUUCCUAGGCAUUAUUUGCAUUGAGCUCUCGCACAGCGGGGGUGCUACGCUACUUACAGGGUUUAAUUUUGCAUCGGCAAUUGGAAGGAUCAUAAAUGGCUGUCUUUUGAUGUGGCCGGCGCCGACGACAUUGGCACGUCCGGCAGUCUUCGAUGUGAUUAAUGGCUUGACGAAUGGCGGUUCUUCAUAUCAAUGCCUACGAUUUUUUGGCAACAUAUUUGGAUCGGCGCAGGUGCAAAUUGCCUUAAUUAUGAUGAUUACUGGAUGA